Aspergillus ibericus CBS 121593 is the source of this 1619-nucleotide messenger RNA. RefSeq names its product allantoinase alX. Gene Ontology annotation, biological process: purine nucleobase catabolic process. Gene Ontology annotation, molecular function: allantoinase activity. Gene Ontology annotation, cellular component: cytoplasm. The record is from RefSeq and is a predicted model, not a curated record. Bases 479 to 1531 code for a protein of 350 amino acids. NCBI's taxonomy places the organism in Eukaryota, Fungi, Ascomycota, Eurotiomycetes, Eurotiales, Aspergillaceae. The transcript has 3 exons.
AGGGAGGUGGCUGACACUUAUAGCCCCGGUUAUCGAUAUCGCGAUAACAAAGGGUCCGGUCCUGCAACCCAGUCAUCCGGUCAGGUGUGAACAAUGAAGGUGCCAGGCUGGCCAGCCGGUGGAUCCGGCCAUGGGGUGGGCCCAAGUUUUUGUUACUCGAUGGGAUUAUUAGGUUCGAUCCCCGUGGGUCUGCGGCGCCGCAAGACAAUGCCUGCCCAGCUUAUCGGCGCGGACAUUUAAAGUCCUUAUCGCAGCCUGGCUCAUCGUCCUCUCGUUUCUUCGCUUCUUAUCAGACAUCUCAUCCCUUGCCUCUCGCCGUGGUGGAGCCUUUCCUGUUCGGUCUCUGUCUUAUCUCUCGUUGCCUCUUAACUUUGGCCGUCAGCUUCUUUUUGCCCACCCCCGGGUUCCUUUCCUCUGUAGCUUUGUCCUUCGUUGCAUCCCCGGAUCUUUUAGCGCCCAAUCCUUCUGGCCUUUCAUCAUGGAGGCUUCUCAGAUACCAUCCAUUGCGGUCAUCGCCUCGUCACGCGCCGUUAUCUCCGGCCGUUUGACGUCCGCCACCAUCGUGGUCUCCCGCACCACCGGCAAGAUCACCGCGGUCUUCGAUGUGGUGAUUCCGGCGUCUGACUUCCCUGCUGGCACCCCCUAUACUGAUUACUCUCCCCACGUUCUGCUCCCCGGUCUGGUGGACGCCCAUGUCCACCUGAACGAGCCGGGCCGUACCGAAUGGGAGGGCUUUUACACCGGUACCCAGGCCGCCGCCUUCGGUGGUGUCACCACUGUCAUUGACAUGCCCCUGAAUGCUAUCCCCCCCACCACCACAGUGGCAAACUUCAAGGAGAAACUCCGUGCUGCUCAAGGGAAGUGCUGGGUUGACGUUGGCUUCUAUGGUGGCAUCAUUCCCGGCAAUGCUGGCGAUCUGAAAGCCCUGGUCCAGGAAGGUGUUCGUGGUUUCAAGGGCUUUCUCAUCGAUAGUGGGGUUGACGAAUUCCCCGCUGUGUCAUCGGAAGACAUCCGAAAGGCCAUGGCUGAACUGGCUGAUGAGCCCACAACCCUCAUGUUCCACGCGGAAAUGCUGCCACCCUCCACUGGGUCCGUGGAGAAGGACGAAGCGCUCGAAGGCCCCCCUGAGGCAUAUUCAACCUUCCUAGCCUCUCGUCCGUCCUCAUUUGAGACAUGUGCCGUGGAUGAGAUCAUCUCGCUGUCUCACCUGGCUCCCAAGCUCCCUCUGCACAUUGUCCAUCUGUCCGCCAUGGAGGCUAUCCCUCUUUUGCGCAAGGCCCGCGCGGACGGGGUUCCUAUCACCGCGGAAACCUGCUACCACUACCUAUCCCUGGCUGCAGAGGAGAUCCGGGAUGGAGACACCCGCCACAAGUGCUGCCCACCCAUCCGUUCCCAGCUGAAUCAGGACUCUCUUUGGGAGGAACUGGAACGUCAUGCGGAAGACGCUUCCUUUCCGCCUGGGGCGGUAUCUCGUCCGUCGGCCUUGGCCUCCCAAUCCUGUGGACGGAGCUUAGUCGUCGGAAAGCUCUGAAAACUGCCGACGAAACCAUCACCCAACAGGCCCUCCAGGACGUUGUACGACUGUGCUGCACCAACACCGCUGCUCAAGUGGGCCUGGA